This is a messenger RNA of Styela clava, 2693 nucleotides long. RefSeq names its product 3-oxoacyl-[acyl-carrier-protein] reductase FabG-like. Lineage: Eukaryota; Metazoa; Chordata; Ascidiacea; Stolidobranchia; Styelidae. The record is from RefSeq and is a predicted model, not a curated record. Gene Ontology annotation, molecular function: oxidoreductase activity.
CUAUUGUGUAAUCUCGUGAACAACCAAAUUGUUUCCAGAACGAGAUCCACAUCAGGCUCUAAAUAUUUAUCUUGAAUAUCAUUGUAUUUGAAUAUCCAGUAAGUGUCGAAUAUACAUCCAUAUGCGGAUCACUGGGUACUAAAAUAGAUGAAAAACAGGCCAAAACCAGAUGCAGCACGAAGAAACUUUGGGAACAUAAAUGCAAAGAUGGCGACGAUCAAUUUAUCCCGCGCUGUGACAAUGCAAAACGAGAGAGAAGAUCGUUCCAUGUAUCUUCAGUUCAGUGCUUUGAUCGCACUCCAAUAAUCAAACGCAACGUUGCAUGUUUGCUCAACCGAAACAAUUUACUAAGUCAGUGGUUAAUUUCUCUCGCACUGGUAUAAAAUCAUUCAUAGACAGUUCUUUUCACUUCCUCGCGUAAAUUUCCACAGAGCGACGGGCUGAUCAAGUCUAAUUAUCUUUGCGCUAAUUUGUUCUAUAAAAUGGAUAGUUCUUUUCAAAGGAAAAUAGUUUUAAUAACGGGUGCAUCGAGUGGAUUAGGAGCCGCAAUUGCUCGCAAAUUUGCAGAGCAUGGUACAUUGUUGUCACUGACUGGAAGAAAUGAAGUCAAUUUGGAAAAUGUUGCCAAAGACUGUAAAGAUAAAGGAGCGAGAGAAGUGCUAACAAUAUUGGCUGACUUUGUAAAUUUAGAAGAUAUUAAAAAAGUAGCAGAGAAAACCAUUGUGAAAUAUGGGAAACUCGAUGUUCUCAUUAAUAAUGCAGGAGUGGCAAGAUUUGGAGUUCUGGAAAGUGUGAAGUUCACAGAUUUUGACUGGAUGUUUCAAAUUAAUAUCAAAUCUGUAGUUUAUCUGUCUCAGUUAUUGAUCCCACAUUUAGUAAAAUCCAAGGGAAAUAUUGUUAAUCUCUCCAGCGUGGCCAGUACAAUACAAUAUCCCCAAGCUCUUAUUUACGGAAUGACUAAAUCUUCCCUGGAUCAGUUUACGAAAACAAUUGCUCUCGAAUAUGCUCCUAAAGGAGUUAGAGUUAAUGCUGUGAAUCCAUCGGGUAUACGGACAUCACUACUUCGACAUGAAUUUGAGAAUAAUCAAGAUGCAGAUUCAGCAUGGGACAAUUUUGCCCAGUUUCAUCCAAUGGGUAGACUUGGGACGGUUGAGGAUGUCGUCAGCGCAGUAAUGUUUUUGGCAUCUGAUGCUUCUAGUUGGACGACAGGGCAAUGUUUAGUGCUGGAUGGCGCCAGGUCGUUAAAUGCCAACUAACUCUAAACGUGGUUGUAUUUUCUAAAGUCUUUCACAUUUUUCAUUUGUUGAGUUCGAUCAAUAAAACCAUACAGAAUGUCAGUUCUCUGUUAUUAUAAUUGGGCUGAUUUGCGUCAAACAAUACCAUACUGAUUAUACAUUCCAAACCUCCAAUUCACCUUGUACCAGUGGUGAGCUGUGGCCGGAUCGCACCGGAACGGCGUUCCGGUUGUUUGACAUUUUACUUCAUUUUUCGUUCCUGUUGUUGAAUAAAAUUGUGGUACAAAAAGUCUAGUUUCUCUGGUAAACUUAGUUAUUAAUUUAUGUUUUGUUACAUCAUAAUUCGUACGACUUUUCACGUCACACCACGCAAAUAAUUAGUAGUACAGCAGUAACGUGUAAUAGAUGUUUCCCCAACUUUUGACCCCGUGAAAGUUCAUUCUAUACCUUUCUCAUAACUAGAUUUGUAUUGAAUUGCUAUGAAUACUCUUAUAAUAUUAUACAAACAUAUUUCAUAUAAUUUAUUCGCAGUUCUGUAAACGUACGCGUCGUGUUGUGAAUAUAUUACAUUUUUGCAAAUUAGGUGCGUUCCGGUUGUUACGAUUUUUUCAGCUCAUCCCUGCCUUGUACACGUUGGUUGGUUGGUUAUACAGCGGAUUAACUUUUGCACGAUUCUAUAAAGUGUGACAAAUAAUCAAUUUCAAAAAGGGGUAUUACACAAAUAUUGCAUCGUUUCAAACAUUAGUUUACAAACUCAUAAUAUUCCUGAAUUAGGAAAAAUGUUGAGGGAUUUGUGGGAAUCUGGCCAUACAGAGUAACUUGCUAUCCGCUUCCCAAACCAGUCAUAAAAUCAAGACAAGUUUAUUUUUAUUAGCUGAUCUAGUAUUCAUCAUUGUCGCAUGCCGUUGGAGUUCACUCAGAGUAGACAGAAUGGCCCGUCGCUCACGGCUCUUAGCGAAUAAAGGGACGUGCUACGGUGCAUACGAACUUGUGUAAAAAAUCACUUAUGAUGUGUACUUUGGGCACAUCUGCUAUUUUUUACAAUAUCUGCAGUUGAACGUUCAAAAAUUGAAGAGAAGAAGAAGAUGAUUAUUUUUUCAAUUCAACCUUAAUAUUCUAUUACUAUUUUUCAACUAUAAUUUUGCUGAAAUUGAAUAAAGAGAUUUACUCGUUGACUUACUACAUUCCCGCCACACAAGGUAACAUCAUAUUUUGACAUAAAUUUAUUAGCAGAAAAGGUAUAGGGUGUUACUGAGUUUUAUGAGAAUGUAUUGCUUGAGGAAUCCAAUUGUACAUACAUCGCUGCGUUCAACUAGAAAACGAAUUAACUUGUAACCUGUAGAGCAGUGGUUCCCAAACUUUUUACUGUUGGGACCCACUAUUUAUUACCACAGCUUAUGGCGACUCAUUUAAUUUUUAUGACAUAACACAGAACACAGCAAUGGCUAAUCAUCGCAA